AUGGCGGGUGAUGCCAUCAUGGUCAUGAAAGGCUUGACAAAGCUUAGUAAAGCGGUCCUAGAAACCCAGGCAGGGCAGCUUCGGCAGGUGCUCCUUGGGGGUGAUGCAGUUACCAUUGCAAGGACUCUCCAGGCCACUGCUGAAGAACAGUUCAGUUCUGCCUUGGGAAAAAUGCAGGAACUAGGCAAAAAACAGGAGAACUUAACUGAUCUCAGUGAGGAUUUUGGGAAAGACUAUGACUUCUCAGCCCGAGAGCCAGCAGAUGCUCCAAUGGACUUCGCCACCGCCCCUGGCAAGCCUCACGAACGCAGCGGUGAAGGCCCUGCUUCCUCUUACACUACGAAUGGACCUUUUAGAAAUGUUGGUGAGACUGGAGAUUCUCUCAUGGGUCAGAAGCCUUUCCCUCCCAAAAUGGAUGCAAGGUUAUUUGGAGGCUUUAGGGACCCUGGAAAUCCUUUUGCUGCUGCCUUUGGACAAAACAGGGCUUUUCACCAAGACCAUUCCUCUGUUAGUGGAUUAACAGCUGAAGAUAUUGAUAAAGCCAGGCAGGCCAAAACAGGUUCAGAGCAGAAACCCUACAAACAGAUGCUCAGUGAGCGGGCCCGGGAGAGGAAGGUUCCCGUCACAAGGAUCGGACGGCUCGCCAACUUUGGAGGACUAGCUGUUGGUCUUGGCAUUGGGGCAUUGGCAGAAGUUGCAAAGAAGAGCCUUAGAUCUGAGGAACGCAAUG
Messenger RNA from Balearica regulorum gibbericeps (East African grey crowned-crane), 730 nucleotides. The record is from RefSeq and is a predicted model, not a curated record. Lineage: Eukaryota; Metazoa; Chordata; Aves; Gruiformes; Gruidae.